This is a messenger RNA of Coprinopsis cinerea okayama7#130, 246 nucleotides long. RefSeq lists its product as hypothetical. The transcript has 2 exons. The coding region runs from base 1 to 246 and encodes 81 amino acids. The record is from RefSeq and is a predicted model, not a curated record. NCBI's taxonomy places the organism in Eukaryota, Fungi, Basidiomycota, Agaricomycetes, Agaricales, Psathyrellaceae.
AUGCCAACUAGCACAGAACCCUUCGAGGUGCUCUUCGAGUUCACCAACGAUGGUCCGGAGCUCGUCACGCUUCAACUUACACCGGGGUCCACAACUGAAUAUGUCACUUCCUCCCCUUCGGUAUCAGAAGGUCCGACUACUCGACUCUACCCUAAAGAAAGCGUCUCGUUGGUUUUAAACGCCGGGGCCACGUAUCACUACAUGGUGAAGCAGAGCACUCGGAAAGCACAGAUCUCGUACAAAUAA